AUGAAGAUUCGCGAUGGAAUGUGGCACACGGCUGAGGGCAUGUCUGUCAGCUACGCCGAAGAAAUAUACGAGACAACCUCAACACCGCGCGGUAUCCGGCUGCUGUGCCCGACGGGUAAGACCCGGUCCCGCGGCGACACUCUCAACCAGCCGACUGUGACGCUCACCAUCGAGGCCGAGUCUGAUGGAAUCGUAUCAGUGGAAGUUGUGCACUGGGACGGUGAACUGCGCCGCGGCCCCAACUUCGAACUGUUCCCUCAUGGCCGGCUGGCAGUCGAGGCAGUGGUGACCAAAGACGCACUGAGCACGACCGUGGCAUCGGGAACGGUGGCCGCAACGGUAACAACGAAUAACGAGGACGGUUCCCGAGCGUUUGGUAUCCGUUUCCACCCGGUAGCAGCAGGUGAGAGUCGGCGCACUCUGACUUCUCUCAGCCACCGAAGCGUGGGCUUUGCAAUUAGUCCGGCCAUAUCGAACCCGCAACAAAUAGAGACUAUGAGUGACAAGACGCACUACAUCUUCUCGCAGACGGACCUCGGCGUGGGAGAGUCUAUUCACGGACUGGGCGAGCGAUUCGGCGGGUUCAACAAGGUCGGCCAGCAGGUACAACUCUGGAAUGCAGACGGUGGCACCAGUAGCGAGCAGGCCUACAAGAACAUCCCCUUCUGGUUGAGUUCACGUGGGUACGGAGUGUUCCUUGACACGCCCGAUCGCAUUGAGCUCGAGGUUGGUAGUGCGCGCUGUUCUCGCGUUGAGGCACUUGUGCGUGGUCAACGCCUCAAAUGGUAUCUGAUUUACGGACCUACUCCGCGUGACGUGCUGCACCGAUACUCUUUGCUCACUGGCCAGCCAAACAUUCUGCCGCCCUGGAGUUAUGGCCUCUGGCUUAGUACUAGCUUCACCACAAACUAUGACGAAUCCACCGUCCAAAGCUUUCUGAGUGGCAUGCGUGACCGCGGCAUGCAGGUCGAUGUCUUCCACUUUGACUGCUUCUGGAUGCGUGCCUUCACAUGGACUGACUUUGUUUUUGACUCGGAGCGCUUUCCCGACCCGGCCGGGCAAAUUGCGCGCCUCAAGGCUUCGGGCCUCUGCCGCAAAGUCUGCGUCUGGAUUAAUCCAUACAUUGCUCAAAACGGGGCCGCUUUCUCCUAUGCUGCCGAAAAGGGCUACUUGUUGCGCCGUCCCAAUGGGGACAUCUGGCAAUGGGAUAUGUGGCAGGCAGGUAUGGGACUUGUUGAUUUCACCAACCUAGACGCAUGUGCAUGGUAUGCAGCCAGCCUUGAGAAGCUGUUCGACAUUGGUGUUGAUGCUAUCAAAACCGACUUUGGCGAGCGCAUUCCCACACGCGACAUCCAGUGGCACGACCGUUCCGUUGACCCUUCCCGGAUGCACAACUACUACACGCUGCAAUACAACCGUGUUGUCUAUGAGGCCCUAAUUGCUCGUUUCAGAACCGGCCAGGGCGUCCUAUUUGCUCGAUCCGCUACAGCCGGGACGCAACGCUUCCCCCUGCACUGGGGCGGUGACUGUGAGAGUACCGCUGUUGCUAUGGCCGAGUCUCUGCGCGGUGGUUUGUCGCUUGGCUUGUCUGGAUUCAGUUUCUGGUCCGUCGACAUUGGUGGCUUUGAGGGCUCACCGCCGCCUUGGAUAUACAAGCGGUGGGUUGCUUUUGGCCUACUUUGCAGCCACAGUCGUUUGCAUGGCAGCAAUUCCUAUCGGGUACCCUGGACUAUUGAUGAUGACGACCGAUCUCCUGGUAGUGCCACCACGACACUUGCGCGCUGGACAGCACUCAAGAUCCGAUUGCUACCCUACAUCUUGGCCCAAAGUCACGAGUCGGUCGCCGUCGGUCUUCCUGUAAGCGUACGCGCCACUUGUAUUGAGUUUCCCGAUGACCCUACUGCCUGGACCCUCGACCGCCAAUUUUUUAUCGGUAACAGCCUCCUCGCGGCACCUAUUUUUGAGGAAGGUGGUGAGGUAGAAUUUUACCUACCGCGCGGCCGCUGGACGUCGUUCUUUACUAAUAAGGUCCGGAUUGGCCCUGGCUGGUUCCGUGAACGCCAUGGAUUUGGGUCCCUAGCUCUCUAUAUUCGUGAUAACACCAUUCUCGUCCUCGGUUCUACCAACACAGCAGGUCGCAGUGCCGUGUACGACUAUGCAAAUGAUUGUGAAGUUGUCACAUACGGGGCCAAGCCAGGUGCCCAAACAGCCGUUGUGGAUAUCGAUGGAAAGAUUUGCGGAUCACUGGAAGUGGACCAGGACGGAAACCUCGUUGGAACUAAUGUCUUGACUGGCAACUGGACACGUAGUCGAGAUAAACGGGUCUUGGAGGAUACUGUAACUGUAGAAGAGAUUAUCGAUCUUACGGUUUAG
Molecule: messenger RNA, 2373 nt
Organism: Sporothrix brasiliensis 5110
Lineage: Eukaryota; Fungi; Ascomycota; Sordariomycetes; Ophiostomatales; Ophiostomataceae
Product: family 31 glucosidase
Exons: 1
Coding region: 1-2373 (790 amino acids)
Biological process (GO): carbohydrate metabolic process
Molecular function (GO): carbohydrate binding; hydrolase activity, hydrolyzing O-glycosyl compounds
Source: RefSeq, a predicted model, not a curated record